GGACCCCGAGUGCCAGUACACCGUUCGCGACCUCUUCCACAGGGCCCGCCGCCCGGAGAGGGUCUUCGUGGGGGUGUGCUGGCAGGCCGACAAGGUGGAGGACGCGAGCUGCUUCCUGCUCGACCCGCCCGACCAGCACGCGGCCCAGGUGAGGACGCUGCUGCUGCACCACAGCGAG
Prorocentrum cordatum is the source of this 178-nucleotide messenger RNA. Lineage: Eukaryota; Dinophyceae; Prorocentrales; Prorocentraceae. The record is from the annotation of a GenBank genome assembly.